AUGGGUCCUCAUCGUCUAGAGGCCAAUGUCGAUGGCCUGAAUAUUAAAAUAGCUAUAGACCGAGGCGGUACCUUUACAGAUUGUUUGGGCAUUGUCGAAGGCCGGGAAGAUGACAUUGUCGUCAAGCUGCUCUCACAAGACCCUUCCAAUUAUGCGGAUGCCCCCAUCGAGGGUAUUCGCCGCAUCUUGGAACAGGCCACUGGAAGGUCAUUUCCCAGAAGCGAAAAAUUGAGCACAGGCGACUUUUCUAGUGUCAGUAUCCGAAUGGGUACGACUGUAGCCACCAACGCACUCCUGGAACGUAAAGGUGACCGAGUAGCGCUUUUGAUUACGAAGGGUUUCAAAGAUGCUUUGCAAAUUGGCAAUCAGUCGCGACCUCAUUUAUUUGAUCUCAACAUCCGCAGACCGGAUGUUUUAUAUGAGGAUGUCGUCGAAGUUGACGAACGAGUGACCAUUGAAGACUACCAGCAAAAUCCUACACCAGACAAACAGGCUCUGGCUACUUCAUUAGAAUCAGACCCACAGUUAACGCGUGGUGUUAGUGGUGAAGUCGUACGGGUUUUGGAAAAUUUGGAUGAGGACAAGGUCCGGAAGGAUCUCCAGAGUUUGUAUGAGAAAGGAUAUCGCUCAAUUGCUGUUGUCUUAGUACAUUCAUACACAUUUCAAGAACACGAACUGGCUAUUGAGCGCAUUGCCAAGGAGGUCGGCUUCCCGAGCAUAUCGCUAUCUAGCCAGCUACUUCCUAUGAUUAAAAUGACAUCUCGUGGUGCGUCUGCAACUGCCGAUGCCUACCUAACGCCCGUCAUUCGACGAUACAUUGAUGGAUUCCGCUCGGGAUUCAAAGACGGAUUGCGGUCAGAGGACACACGAUGCGAGUUCAUGCAGAGUGAUGGCGGUUUGGUGAAUUUCGAAAAAUUCUCGGGCCUACGAGCCAUUCUAUCUGGUCCUGCUGGCGGUGUCGUCGGACACGCACGAACUUCAUUUGAUCCUGCAGACCCUAAACCAGUCAUUGGUUUUGAUAUGGGAGGAACUAGUACUGACGUCUCUCGAUAUGACGGAAAGUUUGAGCACACUUUCGAAAACACCACUGCAGGCGUGACAAUUAUGGCUCCUCAGCUUGAUAUAAAUACUGUGGCCGCUGGAGGAGGUAGUAUUCUCUUCUGGAGACACGGUCUCUUCGUCGUUGGCCCUGACUCGGCUGGGGCGCAUCCCGGACCUGCAUGCUACCGAAAAGGCGGUCCAUUAACCGUGACGGAUGCCAAUCUGUUCCUUGGUAGAUUGCUUCCAGAAUACUUUCCAAAAAUCUUCGGACCCAAUGAGAAUGAAGCACUCGAUGUGGAGAUUACCCGACAGAAGUUCACGGAACUUGCACGUCAAAUACAGGAGGAAACUGGCCAAGCAAAAUCGCCAGAAGAAAUUGCUCUUGGUUUUAUCGAGGUUGCCAACGAAUCAAUGGCCAAGCCAAUCCGAGCAUUGACAGAGGCACGAGGCUAUGAGACUUCAGCACAUAACCUUGCAUGCUUUGGCGGUGCUGGUGGACAACACGCUUGUGCUAUUGCCACAUCCUUAUCGAUUCAAACCGUCAUCAUUCACCGAUACUCGUCAAUUCUUUCUGCAUAUGGGAUGGCCCUAGCCGAUGUCGUUCACGAAGCGCAGGAACCGGCCUCUGGCUUCCUUGACGAACAAUCAUUGAAGGUCAUGCGUGACCGCAUUGAUGUCCUCAAGACUAAGGUUCAAAAGGAGCUCGAAGCUGACGGCAUACCAACUGAACAAAUUCAUCAUGAAGUCUAUUUGAAUCUACGAUAUCAAGGCACUGACAACCUAUUGAUGAUCCUGGAUCCUGAAGAUGGAGACUUUGCCGAAGCUUUCAUCCGAGAGCAUAAGCGAGAAUUUUCAUUCACAUUCCCAGGACGUUCCAUUGUUGUUGAGGAUGUCCGCGUUCGUGGUGUCGGCAAAUCUUUGUCCGUUCCGCAGGAGGCACCUCAAGCUGAGUUAAAGGCAACAAAAGCCUUGUCUAUCGGAAGCGAAAAGCAAGACGACAGCACAAAAGUCUACUUCGCAGGAGUCGGACAUGUCACGACUCCAGUCUUCUUCUUGGGAAACCUACAGCCCGGAAGCCAUAUCAAUGGUCCAGCAAUGAUUAUUGACAAGACACAAACCAUUGUAGUAGAACCACAUGCCAAUGCCACCAUUUUAUCACGACACGUCAUUCUAGACGUUUCGCCACAGAAGAAGCGUGCUCUUGGCGAAGAGUCAACAUUGGUCGUCGAUCCGAUUCGCCUGUCGGUAUUUGGCUACCGAUUUAUGUCGGUGGCUGAUCAGAUGAGUCGCAUGUUUCAGAAGACUUCGGUUUCGACUAAUAUCAAGGAACGACUUGAUUUUUCGUGUGCUGUUUUCUCUCCAGACGGGAAGCUGGUGGCAAAUGCUCCCAAUGUCCCAGUGCAUCUUGGCAGUAUGGAAUAUGCGGUUCGGUAUCAACACGAGCAAUACGCUGGCCAACUACGACCUGGAGAUCACAUCUGCACCAAUCAUCCUUUGGCAGGAGGAACUCACUUGCCAGAUAUCACGAUCAUCACCCCUGUAUGGGAUGCCGAAGGAAAGCAGAUCAUUUUCUAUGUAGCUUCAAGAGGCCAUCAUGCCGAAAUUGGAGGUAUCCAGCCAGGCUCUAUGCCUUCUAACAGUCGACUUCUCUACGAAGAAGGCGCCAUGACAAUGGGAUUCAAGAUUGUUUCCGAGGAUCGUUUCAAUGAGGAUAUUGUGCGAAAGUUCUUGUAUGACGAGCCUGCUUCAUUCCCAGGAUGUAGUGGUACACGUACCUGGAACGACAACGUGUCCGACUUGAAAGCUGCUAUUGCUGCCAACCAAAAGGGAGCAAACCUUCUUCGUGGCUUGGUUGAAGAAAACUCGCUGCAAGUCGUACACUUUUACAUGGACGGUAUCAAGGACAAUGCCGAGGUUGCUGUGCGUGAGUAUUUGAAGAAAGUCGGCAAGCAAACAGGCGACAAGCCCUUGAGAUUCUCCGACUUCAUGGAUGACGGAACGGAGAUUCGCCUGGAAAUUCGGAUAGAUACCGAAACCGGUUCGGCUGACUUUGACUUCACCGGCACUGGAAGGGAGACCUUCAAUUGCUUGAAUGCGCCAAAGGCAAUUGCUCAUUCAGCAAUCAUCUACUCGCUGAGGUGUCUGAUAAAUGUCGACAUUCCUCUUAAUCAAGGUUGUCUCGCGCCUUGCAACGUGAUCAUCCCAAGCGGAACACUCCUCAAUCCUUCUGGAAAUGCAGCUGUGUGCGCAGGUAACCCAAUCACCUCUCAGCGUAUCACAGAUGUAGUAUUGGGUGCAUUUAGUGCAUGUGCUGCAUCUCAGGGAUGCUGUAACAUCAUAUCUUUUGGCAUGGGCGGUAUGGAUAAAAAUGGGAAUGUUGUUCCUGGUUUCGGGGUUGGAGAGACAAUCUGCGGUGGUUCAGGAGCCGGACCUGGCUGGAACGGUACAUCUGCAGUGCAUUGCCAUAUGACCAACACACGUAUUACCGAUGCUGAAGUCUACGAAUUGCGCUACCCAGUCAUUCUUCGCCAAUUUUCUAUCCGCAAGGGCUCCGGGGGACGAGGACAGUACAAUGGAGGCGACGGCUCAGUACGAGAAUUAGAGUUCAGAAUUCCCUUGUCAGUAUCGAUGCUAAGCGAACGACGAGUCUAUCGCCCGUACGGUAUGGCAGGKGGCGAAUCUGGACAGGCCGGUUUGAACCUGUAUGUGAGGAAAGAACACGAUGGCUCCGAACGCACGAUCAACAUUGGAGGAAAGAUGGAGCUGAAUGUACAGCCGGGCGAACGCAUUAUUAUCAACUCACCCGGAGGUGGUGCCUGGGGCUCUCCCAGUGAUGCCUUAGAAGCUGUUCCUGGCAACACUGCACGAAAGAACGUCUUUGAGCCACGGGGCAGUGUACACACAUUCACAGCGAUGGCGGAGGCAGCGCAGUAG
Molecule: messenger RNA, 3975 nt
Organism: Talaromyces amestolkiae
Lineage: Eukaryota; Fungi; Ascomycota; Eurotiomycetes; Eurotiales; Trichocomaceae
Exons: 8
Coding region: 1-3975 (1324 amino acids)
Biological process (GO): glutathione metabolic process
Cellular component (GO): cytosol
Molecular function (GO): 5-oxoprolinase (ATP-hydrolyzing) activity
Source: RefSeq, a predicted model, not a curated record